AUACCUAAUAGAUAUGUUUUUCUUUAAAUAGAUCGAAGUUAUUUAAUUUAACAAUUCAAGACAUAAUUUCACUGAUACUUGCGCCAUCUCUUAAAAAUGUAUGAUUAAAUGUGAACAGAAUUACUCAUAUUAAAAUUGGAAUAGAUUUUUUUUAUUGUGAUUUAUCGAAAAGUGCUGUGAUUAAUUUUAUAAUCCUUUUAUAGAAAAAAAUUCGUUUAAAGAUGAUGCAAUUUAUGCUAUUAUUUAGCCGUCAAGGAAAAUUACGUUUACAAAAAUGGUAUGUGGCUCAUCCUGAUAAAUUAAAGAAAAAAAUUACACGAGAAUUAAUUACUACAAUAUUGGCACGAAAACCAAAAAUGUCAAGUUUUUUAGAAUGGAAAGAUGUUAAGGUUGUCUAUAAAAGAUAUGCUAGUUUAUAUUUCUGUUGUGCAAUAGAACAAAAUGAUAAUGAAUUAUUAACAUUAGAAAUUAUACAUCGUUAUGUUGAAUUAUUAGAUAAAUAUUUUGGAAGUGUUUGUGAAUUAGAUAUAAUUUUCAAUUUUGAGAAAGCAUACUUCAUCUUAGAUGAAUUAUUGGUUGGUGGUGAAAUUCAAGAAACUAGCAAAAAAAAUGUCCUAAAAGCCAUAGCAGCUCAGGAUUUACUACAGGAGCUUUGUGUAUCCAUACAAGUAUAUACUCAGUUAUAUGAAAAGGGUUCAGUUCAUCAUUUGAAGCUGCAUCAAGGAGAUUACUUAAUUACGAACUAGGAGGAAACUCCACAAGGUUUUUUUGAAGAUCAUGGUCUGGGAUAAUAUUUUCUAAACAAUAUAUCCAGUUUAAUGUAAGUGGUGUAUUCUUACAACACUGCUUCAACAUUCCAGAAUUUUAUUUACAAUAAACUUUAUCAAUUAGAUUUAAAUGUAUGGUACUGCAAAAAUAAAUUUAAAUUAUGUUUUAAUUAAAAUCAUAUUUUUAUUAUAAAAUUUUAUUUAAAUGUA
Messenger RNA from Apis dorsata (giant honeybee), 977 nucleotides. RefSeq names its product AP-1 complex subunit sigma-2 (gene AP-1sigma). NCBI's taxonomy places the organism in Eukaryota, Metazoa, Arthropoda, Insecta, Hymenoptera, Apidae. Bases 222 to 746 code for a protein of 174 amino acids. Gene Ontology annotation, biological process: intracellular protein transport; vesicle-mediated transport. Gene Ontology annotation, molecular function: clathrin-cargo adaptor activity. The record is from RefSeq and is a predicted model, not a curated record. Gene Ontology annotation, cellular component: intracellular membrane-bounded organelle; membrane coat; AP-1 adaptor complex. The transcript is spliced from 6 exons.